CGGAGCGGCUCUUCUGCUCUGAGCGCCAGUGAGGCGAACAGCACCAUGACUGCGAACGCAUACGAUGUGAUUGUGAUUGGCGGAGGCAUCUCAGGUCUGAGUGCCGCCAAGCUGUUGGUGGAGAGCGGCCUGAAUCCUGUGCUCCUGGAAGCCAGAAAUCGCGUUGGUGGAAGAACCUACACUGUUCAGAAUAAGGAGACGAAAUGGGUGGAUCUGGGAGGAGCGUACAUUGGGCCCACUCAAAACCGCAUCCUGAGAAUAGCCAAACAGUACGGCGUGAAAACAUACAAAGUCAAUGAGGAGGAGUCUCUGGUUCACUAUGUGAAGGGCAAAUCACAUGCAUUCAAAGGGCCUUUCCCUCCAGUGUGGAACCCUCUUGCCUACAUGGACUACAUCAACCUCUGGAGGACAAUGGACAAGAUGGGGAUGGAGAUUCCUAAAGAAGCUCCGUGGAGGGCCCCUCAUGCUGAAGAGUGGGACAAGAUGACCAUGCAGCAACUCUUUGACAAGAUUUGCUGGACCAGGGCCGCUCGCCGCUUUGCCACUCUGUUCGUCAAUGUGAAUGUGACCUCUGAGCCCUAUGAGGUGUCUGCUCUGUGGUUCCUUUGGUACGUCAAGCAGUGUGGAGGCACUAUGAGAAUCUUCUCUACCAGCAACGGAGGCCAGGAGCGCAAGUUUGCCGGAGGUGCCAAUCAAAUCAGUGAGGCGAUGGCGAGAGAGCUGGGUGACUGUGUGAAGCUGGGCGGAGCUGUCUACAGCAUUGACCAGACUGGAGACCUCGUGGAGGUCAGGACAGUUAAUGAGGAAAUAUACAAGGCCAAAUAUGUUAUACUUGCCAUACCACCAGGGCUGAACUUGAAGAUCCAUUUCAACCCUGAACUGCCCCCUCUGAGGAACCAGCUCAUUCAUAGAGUCCCCAUGGGCUCAGUCAUCAAAUGCAUGGUGUACUACAAAGAGAACUUCUGGAGGAAGAAGGGAUACUGUGGCAGCAUGGUGAUCGAAGAGGAGGAAGCACCUAUUGGUCUCACUCUUGACGACACUAAGCCUGAUGGGUCUGUGCCUGCUAUAAUGGGUUUCAUCCUGGCACGAAAAUCCAGGAAAUUAGCAGGCCUGACGAAAGAGGAGAGAAAGAGAAGGAUCUGUGAGAUUUAUGCUCGUGUGCUCGGCUCAGAAGAAGCAUUACAUCCUGUGCACUACGAGGAGAAAAAUUGGUGUGAGGAGGAGUACUCUGGUGGCUGCUACACUGCCUACUUCCCCCCUGGUAUCAUGACACAGUAUGGCAGGGUCCUGAGGGAGUCAGUGGGCAGGCUGUACUUUGCAGGAACUGAAACAGCCACAGAGUGGAGCGGUUACAUGGAGGGGGCCGUGCAAGCUGGAGAGAGAGCCAGUAGAGAAAUUUUGUGUGCAAUGGGAAAACUCCAUGCGAGUCAGAUCUGGCAGCCAGAGCCUGAAUCAUUGGAUGUCCCGGCCCUGCCGUUUGUCACCACAUUUUGGGAAAGAAACUUGCCAUCCGUUGGGGGAUUACUCAAGUUCAUGGGCGUGUCCUCCUUCCUGGCUCUGGCCACAGCAGCAGGAGUGGUUGCCUACAAGAAGGGGCUCCUCCCACAGAGCUAAAGCCCCUCCCACUUUCACAACCUGUUCUCUGUGAGCUGGCCUUGUGAUUGUGAUGUUCAAUCAUGGUCUGUGGCCGAGUUACUUAGAUGAGAUUUGAUACACAAUUACUCAGUCAUUGUUAAAAAUUAACCAAGUGAUUAUUAUGGCUUAAUGAGUAGCUACAAAUUGUUAAUGUGGGAAUUGUCCUGUCAAAGAAUUCACAAACUAGCCAUAUUAAAUGAACCGAACGUGUGACAUUCCACAACCAUUCAUUGCGUGUGAGAGUGUGUGUGUUUUCCACCAGUCUUAUUUCAGGUGCUGUUCUCAGGAACUCGUUAAUUAACCUUUAGCCUUCUAGAUUAGCAUUUAGUCAUGCAUUUUAUUGUCCUCUAUAGCAGAGACUUUAAGAAUAUCUUCUCUACAUCACAACACAACACAGAAGCUGUAUUAGCUUCAGCACAAUUCAAUAUAUAAUUCAUGAGAGAAGCAGAGGCUGUUCAUAUCACACUCAUUCUCAGCAUACAAAUGACAGUUAGUACAGACUGGCUUUAUGUUUCUGGUAGUAUAAUGAAGUGAAAUCUAUCAGUCAUAGAGAGCUGAUUUGAAGGUUAUCCCAGUGUUUAAUGUCAUUUCUAAAAGCUACUGUAUGAUUGAAUCAUAUGAAAGCAUUUGAAUGUACUUUUACAUAUUAGAUUUUUUCAUGUAACAGACCAGUGUAUACUUGAAAUAUGAAUUUGUUUUUUGACAUGCAUUCAUUUCCAACCAUCCGUUGUUUAACAAUCCUCUAAUCCCAUAGUGUAUUAUUAGGAAAAAAAUGUUUAAUUUGUAGACAAAUAUAAAGGCUUUCCCAGUUU
This is a messenger RNA of Sinocyclocheilus anshuiensis, 2447 nucleotides long. Its product is annotated as amine oxidase [flavin-containing]-like. The record is from RefSeq and is a predicted model, not a curated record. NCBI's taxonomy places the organism in Eukaryota, Metazoa, Chordata, Actinopteri, Cypriniformes, Cyprinidae. The transcript has 15 exons. The coding region runs from base 46 to 1614 and encodes 522 amino acids. Gene Ontology annotation, molecular function: flavin adenine dinucleotide binding; primary methylamine oxidase activity. Gene Ontology annotation, cellular component: mitochondrion.